AGCAUCGUCCUAACAAAACCCAGCUGUCACACUAGCCAGAUUUAGCUUCCAAAUUGCAUUUCCCUGAACGCAUCCCCAUCCAGUUUUGUUAGCGAAAGCUUCUUCGACCAUUCGAUUUGAUUUUUGGUUUUUUUAUUUUUUUAAUUGUCGUCAAUUGUAAGAAAAUGAACCCAAAUACAAACACGGCUUCUCCCAACCAUUCUCUCUCGUUCGAUCACAUCUCCAAUUACUUCGCUCUGCCUCUCAACGACGCCGCUUCCAACCUCGGUGUCUGUACAAGUGUACUAAAGAAAAUUUGUCGCGACAAUGGUCUCGAUAGGUGGCCUUAUAGGAAGUUUAUGUCUGGAAAGAGCAUCGAAGAAAUUAAACGGAAUGCGGCUAGAGAAAGAUACAAAGAACUUGCUGAGGUGUCAAAGAUUGGUAGAGAAAGUGGCUCACAACAACCAAACAGCGACAUGUCUAAAUCGCAAGGUGCCACACUUGCUCAUAAUUUGCAACAGCAAGGAAACAAGAAUAUUCAAAAUGUGCGGCCCCAGAAUUUGCUUGGCACAAGCUUGACAAAAGGAAUUACAAUCUUGGAUGAAUUUAAAUAUGGAUACCCAUCAGAUGGCUUAUCAACUGCCUCAAACAAAUGGUGGGGUAGUAGCGGCCCUGAUGGUUGUGAGCACGUCUUUGGAGAUGGAGCUGAGACCAAUGAAAAUGAGAAACAACAAUCUGAGAAAAUGGUAGCUGAUAGUUCCGACAUGGUAACGGUGGACAAAGAGAAACAUGAAGGUGGGAAAGAAGGCUGCAAAAUUGCUUCCCAAGGGAUGGGGGGUUUGGCAAGUGUGAGAAAAAGAAGCAUGGAAGAAGGACGAGAAGCACUUAAGCUUGGUGUUUUUCGAGGCUAUGGUAUAAACAAGAUAGGAAAGAGAGAGAGAACAUUGCUUCUAAGAAUAUUCAAGUCUUCGUUGCCCAAGCGGUGGAUAUAUGGCUCCUCUUAUUAAAUCAUGCGUCGGCUGCUCAAUCUUUAAGAAUAUAUGGAAGAUUUGAAGUUACUUCUCUUCCAUUAGUUUACAGUAUAUUCUGUACUCAUAUUUACCAAGUAUAUAUAUAUAUAUAUAUGGUGCUAUUGUUGCUAAUGUAUUUAUUAUUUCCGAGCAAGAAAAUGUAGUUUUUGUCUCCAUCUAUCUCUACUUGUAUUUUGAGGGAUUAUUAUCUCAGAUGCAAAAGUGGAUCGAUUAUUUUGGUAUAUCAACUGAUUAACUGGCUUUUGAUUA
Alnus glutinosa is the source of this 1259-nucleotide messenger RNA. RefSeq lists its product as uncharacterized. The transcript has 4 exons. The record is from RefSeq and is a predicted model, not a curated record. Bases 165 to 986 code for a protein of 273 amino acids. Lineage: Eukaryota; Viridiplantae; Streptophyta; Magnoliopsida; Fagales; Betulaceae.